AUUAAAUAAAAAUAUAAAAUAAGUCCAACUCAUGUCAUUCCUCAAAACAAGGUUAAAAUCAUGGAAGAUUGCCAUUUACAAAUUACAACUAUCUCCCAACUUGCACUCUACUACUCUUUGUGAAUAAAAGCAAGAAAAUUUGUGUUGAUCCCAACAUCUUUGUCUUCCUCUCUCUCUCUCUCUUUCUCUGUCUGCCCAGUCGCUAUCUUUCUACACACUAUUCUUUUUCUUUAGCAUAUGUGAAUUCCAACCAUUGAAUAACUUUUUCAUUUUAUCAAGCUAAGUGGCCUUGUUUGAUUUAUUGUUAUCAUUCUUUUGUGGGUCAUUUUCAGCUGACUUGGUUAUCUUCGCUCAUGUGUUUGUCUCCAUUGUAUAGUAAAACUCAACAUAAACUUACCAUAAAAGCAUAACAGUUUCAUUAGUACCUUUUAGCACUUGGGUUGUUGGGUAUUUAUUUUCUCUUGGUUUUUAUCAUAGGUGCAUAUGUGUCUAAUCAUCUUAUUCUUUACAUAACUCGUAGAUAGUUUUGGGAUCAGUGUUAUUCCAAGAUCCCAAUAGAUUCAUGGGUAAUUCAUCGUUUCUCCUUGUGCUUUAUCUCUCAUUUAUCGUUCUUGGAACUUGUGAUUAUUUGUUGGAUCAAGAGAAAGAUAAGAUUGAUGAGCUACCUGGUCAACCACCAAAUGUUGAUUUUUCUCAGUACUCUGGUUAUGUGACUGUGAAUCAACAAUCUGGGAGGGCAUUGUUUUAUUGGUUGACCGAGUCACCUACAAAUCGUGAUCCAAAAUCAAGACCACUCUUGUUAUGGCUCAAUGGUGGGCCUGGUUGUUCUUCAGUAGCUUAUGGUGCUGCUGAAGAGAUUGGUCCUUUACAUAUAAAUUCCGACGGGAAGACGCUUUUCAUCAACCCGUAUUCUUGGAACAAGUUGGCAAAUUUGCUAUUUCUCGAAUCGCCAGCAGGAGUUGGCUAUUCAUAUACGAACACCACAUCAGAUUUGUACACAGCUGGUGAUGCAAGAACAGCUGAAGAUUCGUAUGCUUUCCUUCUCAAUUGGUUCGAAAGAUUCCCUCAAUACAAGCACCGUGAUUUUUACAUCGCCGGAGAAAGUUACGCAGGUCAUUAUGUUCCUCAAUUGUCCCAAAUCAUUUACGAACGAAACAAAGGAGUGAAGAAUCCAGUCAUCAACUUCAAGGGUUUCAUGGUCGGAAAUGCAGUUACAGACGAUUACAAUGAUUACGUUGGUACAUUCGAGUACUGGUGGACCCACGGUUUGAUUUCAGAUUCAACUUAUAAGUCUCUACAAACAACAUGUGAAGGAGGGUCCUCUGAGCAUCCACCAAUCGCCUGCAUUAGGGCUCUAAAUACCGCCGAAUUAGAACAAGGAAACAUCGAUCCGUAUAGCAUUUAUACAAAGCCCUGCAAUUACUCUUCAUCAUUAAAACGUAGAGGACGUUACCCAUGGAUGCGUGGAGCAUAUGAUCCAUGCACCGAGAAAUAUUCAAACGAGUACUUCAAUCUCCCUGAAGUUCAAAAGGCCUUUCAUGCCAACAUCACUAAAGUUUCAUAUCCAUGGAAAACAUGCAGUGAUAUUAUUGGGUCAUAUUGGGGAGAUUCUCCACUUUCAAUGCUUCCCAUCUACAAGGAACUCAUAGCUGCUGGUUUACGUGUAUGGGUGUUCAGUGGUGAUACGGAUUCAGUCGUGCCCAUAACUGCAACAAGAUAUUCACUUGAUGCGUUAAAGCUUUCAACCAUUGCUAAUUGGUAUCCGUGGUAUGAUAAUGGAAAGGUUGCGGGGUGGAGCCAAAUAUACGAAGGACUGACGUUUGUGACAGUGACAGUUCAAACAAAGAAGAGGGGCAACAAAAUCCGCCAGAUCGUCCGCCUUAAACAAGUCGUGCAACGUUGGCAUCGCCACAUUCCCUCUGGAUCUAAUGUCGUCUAUGUUGGUGAAGAACGCCCCCGCUUCGUCAUUCAUACCCGUUUUCUAAACUUCGUCUCCUUACUCAACAAAGCGGAUGAAGAGUUCGGCUUCCAGACCACCAGAGGACUCGUCCUCCCCUGUGAUGUUGUUUUCUUCAAGGAGUUGUUGAACGUUCUAGAGAGAGACGAAAUUGGAUUCGGUGCGUUAGAUUUGGAUGAUUUGUCGUAG
Lactuca saligna is the source of this 2146-nucleotide messenger RNA. Lineage: Eukaryota; Viridiplantae; Streptophyta; Magnoliopsida; Asterales; Asteraceae. The record is from the annotation of a GenBank genome assembly.